AUGCCUGCGAAAACACCCUUCUCCGAAGACGAGAAAGAUCCCGCCAAGGAGCUUGUGAAGAAGUACAAGACCGUCAACGAAAAUAAGCGUACGGAUGCAAUAUUUAUCAAUGCAAAAGCCAAGGCAUGGGAAAAACUGUGCACGGAAUUCAACAACAGGCCCUUUGUGCGCCCUCGGGACGUCAAGCAGCUAAAGAAGCUGUGGGAUAACAUAAGGCAAAGUUGGAAGCGGGAGAAAGCGAAGCACAUCCGUGACGUCUUCACUACAAGCAUGUUUCCCUUCUCUGUAAAAAGGUCGCCGGUGCUACGAGUUUUGGGGUAUUUGCAGGAGGCGGCCCCCCACCACCAUGAACGAAAGGCUCGCGCAGAUCAAGCCAUUGUUUCGCACCUGACCACGCGGGUGCCAAAUCCUUUUGACAGCGACCGGUCGCUUGACACGCCAGCAGCAUAA
Molecule: messenger RNA, 450 nt
Organism: Rhipicephalus microplus (southern cattle tick)
Lineage: Eukaryota; Metazoa; Arthropoda; Arachnida; Ixodida; Ixodidae
Product: myb/SANT-like DNA-binding domain-containing protein 3
Source: RefSeq, a predicted model, not a curated record